UUAAAAAUAAUAUAUACUUUGUAUUACAUUGUUCGUUGUAUUAAAAUCUAUAUACUAUUUUAUCUUAAGGUUAUAAAAAUAGUAAAAUGCAUUGGCAAAUUUAUUUCGAAUUAUUUUUUGGUAUUGUUUACCUGUUGUGCAAACCAAUUAGAGUCUAUUCAAACGCGGCUACAGGCGCAAUGGAAACUCUUUCAAGGGCAUGUGAAGGGAUGUUAACAUAUGAUGAACUAUCAGAUGAAGAAAAAAAAAUAAAAGAAAGGGUUAGAGAAGUGUUAUUGAUGACAAAUAAUGAGACUUCUUUUCAAGCACUAAAUAUUAAAAAGACCUAUGAAAUACCUGAAAAUAUGGAGGCAAUAGUUAAGGAAAUAUUCCCAGAGUCAACAAUGAUUUAUUCUAUUUUGGAUGUCUGGAAUAAAUUGAUAAAAAUUAAUAACAAGGAAGCAGAAAUAUUAAAAGUAAAAUUGGAUCGAUUAAACAUGGAUGUAUUUAUUACUUGUAGAAAUCUUAUACAAAUUUUAAAUAAUACUUAUGUCCAACCUCCAAAAAUAAUGGUGCGUUUAUUCAACGAAUUGCUUAAAGGAUUUCAUAAAAAAGAUAUGGAAAAAACUGGAAAAAUCUCUAUAGAUGAUUUUAAUAACGUCAUAGAUACAGCUUUUAAUAACGAUGUUACAAAAAAAGAGAUUAAAAAAUCUUUUGAAAAUAUACAUUACGUAUAUUAUGAAGCUUGGUUAAUGAAAAAAAGAAAUGAUGUUAAUAAAUUACCUUCGAAGUUAAUGAUGUUAUUCACUUGAGAUAAUCAUAAAGAAGAUGAUUAUUAUUAAAAUAAAUCAUCAGUACAACAGUUGGUUUUUAUAAAUAUUAAAUUGUUUAAAGCUUAUUAACUAAACAAAAAGAAUAAUAAAUAAUUAUUAACAAGAAUUCGUUUUUAUAUUAAUUAAUAUAUUAAUAGCUGGCGGCCCAGCGGAAAAUAUUAGCGAACGAUUGUUGCAUUCUUUGUAAUGUGGAAAAGUGGUGUAACAUUUGAUCAGCGACGGUUUUUUUGUUAAUGAUAGUGAGAAUUACUGUCUUUUGUUGAUAAUUCGGUAGUUAUUCCGACUUUAAUAAGCCAUAAUUAUGCCACGGCUAUUGUUUGGCAGGCAAUCGUAAAAACGCCGGUUUUUCUUCAUGAAUGUGACAUAAUAUUGUAUCAUGUGAUAAUAAAUCGCGCGAUUCCAGGUCCGCGGGAUUAUCAACCGUAUUGAUAUAAAACCAUUUACACCCCAGUAUUAAUUGCUGUAUUUUAGCGAUUCUGUUUGUUACAAAUACUUUAAAACCUUUGGCUAACGAUUAACCACGAUAAUAUGACGGUGAGUCGAUCUACACAUUGAUCUUUGGAAAAUCAAUGUUUAAACAUUUUUUUACGAGUUUUAACGUUGUCGCGAGUAAUAAAGCAGUAUAUAGUUCAAGACACUGUAAUUUGAUAUUUAUGAGUUAUGAUUGGCUCUACUUUGGUCUUAUAAGUGACAAAAUUUAUCAUAGUGUGACCAAAAAGGUCUACUACCCGCAAAUAAACAACGGCCGCGUAACCACGUAAACUCCUCUGGUAGAUGACUGUGCCAUUCAAGACCCGAUUGCGAUAACCUUUGCAUAAAUGUUUUGAUCCAUAAGAGUGUAGGCCCGAGCGUACCUAUAGAAUCGAAAAGUCUGGCGAUGGUAGAACGUACCUUGCGUUUCGUGUAAUAAAUUGCCCACCAUCAUUGCUUUCCUCCUCAGUCCCUAGUAUCGUUUCACAAUUUUUCUUGAUUGGUAAAUACAGUGCGUGUCUACGUCACUUGCCGAGGACUUGAAAGUUAGCUUGCCUAUACGGAACGCCUGAACUCAUAAGUAAUCGAAACAUUCGUUCAAACUUAAUCAUCAGUGAGCGUAUCAUAAUGUUUACACUAUUAAAAGUGUAGCAAUUGAAAUCAAUUUUACUAAUUUGUAUAAAUGUAAAUUAAAUUUAUAAAA
This is a messenger RNA of Daktulosphaira vitifoliae (grape phylloxera), 1986 nucleotides long. RefSeq lists its product as uncharacterized. The coding region runs from base 87 to 791 and encodes 234 amino acids. The record is from RefSeq and is a predicted model, not a curated record. The transcript is spliced from 6 exons. Lineage: Eukaryota; Metazoa; Arthropoda; Insecta; Hemiptera; Phylloxeridae.